Messenger RNA from Spodoptera exigua (beet armyworm), 3486 nucleotides. The record is from the annotation of a GenBank genome assembly. Lineage: Eukaryota; Metazoa; Arthropoda; Insecta; Lepidoptera; Noctuidae.
GUCUAAAUGUCAUUUUCCACUUUCGUGUAGACACGUCUUAAUUUUGGAAUUUUAUUUUCGUAUAGCAAUUUUACACCUGGCUGUCAUUCCAGCGCUACGAAAUUUUCGUCCUUCCUUUUCUCAAUCUUACGUAGGUAUCUACAGUAUUUAUUUCUUGAUUUUAAUCGAAAUCUCAACAUAUAUCAGCAUCAGAUAUUAGUACCGUAUAAAAUUUUCCAGAAUCCAACUCGGAACCAUGGCCGAUUCGAAUUCAAAUGAGAAUACUUGCGUAGUGUGUUUCAAGAACGUUUUGUACUAUUCGAUUGGCGAAUGUGACCAUCCCGUAUGUUUCGAGUGUUCUACCCGAAUGCGGGUCCUGUGCCUGCAAAAUGAGUGCCCCAUCUGCCGGCAGGACCUUUCCAGGGUUGUGUUUACGGAUUCCAUCCAACCCUAUAAAGAGCUCCGCAACAGGGUGUUCUCCGACCGCCUCUUUGAGAGGCAGUAUAAGAUUGGGUUCUGCGAUGAAGAAAUAAAGCAGGCUUAUGAGCGGUUGCUUGAAAACCGCUGCAAGAUCUGUGACAAAAUACCACCAUUUCGUACUUUUAGUAUGCUGAGUGAUCAUAUGAGGAAAGUCCAUGAGAGAUACUUUUGUGAUCUCUGUGUUAAGCAUUUAAAGAUAUUUACUAUGGAGAGAAAGUGCUAUACCCGCCAAGAGUUGGCUCAUCAUCGGCGGAGAGGUGAUGUGGAUGAUACAUCUCACAGGGGACAUCCUCUCUGCGAGUUUUGCGAGGAACGUUUUAUGGAUGCUGAUGAAUUAUACCGGCAUUUGCGUAAGGAACAUCUGUACUGCCAUCUAUGUGACGCUGACGGGCGAAAUCUUUACUAUGCGUCCCAUUCGGCGCUUGCGCAUCACUUUAGGACUGACCAUUACCUUUGUGAGGAAGGAGAGUGCGCCGGGCAACAUUUGACUGCCGUCUUUAGAAGUGAAAUUGAUCUUAAAGCGCACAAGGCGACGGUGCACGGGCGAGGCAUGCCGCGCGGCGCGGCCCGCCAGGCGCGCACUCUAGAGCUACAGUUCAACAUCACACCGCACCCCGUCGUGCAGAGGACGCCCAGGGACAGAGACAGAGACAACCGAGACCGGCAAGAGCCUGUGCCAGCCCCGGCCCCUCCUCCGACGAUGACUCAGGCCAGCAUCGACACGGGGAGCGUGGAGCAGUUCCCUCGACUGUCGGCCGCCCCGCCGGCUCCUGGACUCGUUCUGUCCGCUCCCACACGCGCUUAUAAAAGUGCAGAUGGCUUGCUGCGUAACGACAAGAAUUUCCCAGCGCUAGACGGUUCGGGCCCCUCGCGUGCCCCGAGGCCCGUCGCCCCGACGCCUACCACUGUGGCUGCUACCAUCGUUAGAAAUAGCAAGCCCAGCGUAUCGAUUCAGUUACACAGCCAGCCGGCCAGCGCCAGCAACUUCCGACUGACGCAGACCAGUGGCCAUCGUAUAUCCGUGCCUCCGCAGCAGAAGAAACCGCCGGCCAUGAUGAAUGAUGAUGAUUUUCCCUCACUCGGUAUUGCCAGAGAUGACCAUCCCAGCCUCGGCGCAGCCACCGUACAGGCGCCUAAAGUUGCUCUAAUCAAUAGCCAAGAGAUGCAAGCACUUAAACAUAACCACGUCCAAUCCCAUCCAAAGAAAGCUCAACUAAGUUCGGAAGCGUUCCCCGCUCUCUCGUCCACCGCCGCGCCCGUGGCCCCGCCGCAGUGGAUCACUGUGUCCAAGUCCAAAGACAAGCAGAAGCCGAGCAAGCCCGAGCCGCCCCCGCAGCCGCGCGAGCCUAGCUUCAACCCUGUCGCGGACUUCCCCACGCUGCCCGUCAAUACAUCCAAGUCUAAGAAGAAGCAACAACCGCCGCCACAGCCGACGCAACAACCGCCACCAUCUCAAAAUACAAACAACGAUAACACUAAGCUUAGCAAAAAGGAGAAAAAGAAACAAAAUAGUAAAAAAGAAAAUUUACUGGACACCUACAAUGUCAACGGUACCAACGAUAAGAAGCUGCUGAGAGAAUCGUACGCUUCCGUCAAUGCUAACAAUAACAUUCAACCUGCAGAAGAUAAAAAGGUUAAGACCGUGGAUACAGUACCCAGCGGUACAGUCAAUCCGGAGCGGAAUAGGAAUGGGGGCAACGGAGAUUUUAGUUUAGCUGACAAGGACUACCCGCCGCUUAACUCUCGAAGCGAGAACUGUAUACCGAGCAAGAAGGUGAUGAACGGUAGCGUGCCGCCGGGAUUCAAGCCGCGCCCCGCCUGCGACGGCAUGACGUUCACCAACUCCGCGGGGCAGACGUUCAGCGCGCCUCUACACACGUACAUCCCGCCGCCCAACUUCGAGCACAGGAACCGGGCGCUCGUCAAGAAAUUCGCGGUGGCGCUAGGCGGAGACGCUGCCGUGGAGGACUUCAAAGUGGCCUCGCGCGCCUUCCGGGACAGUUCCAUCAGUGCGGAGCAGUUCCACGCUCACUGCCGCGCGGCGCUGGGUGCGCAGUUCGAGGCCGUGUUCCCCGAGCUGGUGGCGCUGCUGCCCGACAUCGCCAAGCAGCAGGAGCUGGUGGUGGCGCGCGCGCCUGCGGCCGGUCUGGCGCCCUGCGCCGUCUGCGGACAGCUACUGGCCCCCGCCGACGCGGCGCCCCACCACGCGCAUCACUGGCCCGCGCUGGCCGCGCCGCGCUAGCCGCGCCCCGCGACCUCUGCGUGUCAAUCGGUUUGCAACUAGUGAUUGAUUUCAGUAAUGUUAAACAUUACUCAGGACGACAAACAUCGACAGAGUUAUAAAGACUAUACCUCGAAGUUCAAUGUUUACAUUUGGAUUAAUUUGUACCUAUUUUUGUACAUACAUACCUAGUUACUUCAUAGACGAUUGUUCCACGCGACGUAGUAGAUCGUUGUACCCGUACUCAGUACAGUAUCGUAUCGCUAGCCUGACUAUUCCUUUGACUGUGUAGUAUUAUGUGAUCAUACUAAAUCUACAGUAGCGCAAUUAAACACACAUGUGAUUUGUAAAAUGUAAAUGUUAUGAUGUAAAAUAUUAUUUCAAAGUUUAUUAUAUUUUUGUACGUUAAAUAGAACAGUUUCUUGAGUUUUGUGUAAAAUAUUUUUGUUGAUUAUUGUUAGUGUUUCAUUGCGAACCCUGUGCUAAUAAAUUAUCUUUGAAAUUAUCGGUCCAUCCUGAUAUAUUUAAAAUAUUUGUGUAUGUAAUACAUUUAUUUACAUUGUAUACAUACAAUGUUAAAAUUUUAUAAUGACGUAAAUGUACAUACUCUUAUACAUAAUUAAUUAUAUAUUGAACUGGAAACUUUGUUUGAUAAACCAUAGCUCUCUUCCUAGCAGCAAAUUAAUAAGGAUGUUUUGACUCAGUUAUAAAAGAUCUCAACUUACAAGUUACAGUAAAGUUAACAUAACGAAUUUAUACUAGAAAAAUGAUAUCUGUUUUAUAUAAUAAACAGAAUUACAAGCAAA